GAUAUUAAUAAGUAGUAUACGGAGAUUAACGGGAGUGGGCGAAAUAAUCACCCUUUGAUCUACGCUAGUAUACGGAGCGCGUGGACCGCAAGCCGUUUACUGAGGAGGCGUGAAAAGGGAAAGAAGAGGAACCGAAUGACGCAUUUUGCUCGCGAAGACGUCGAAUUUCUCCGCGCGGGACUCGUUCAGGUGACCAGUAAAGGCCGCUGAGCAAGAAAAGCGGGACGGGGAGGGCUGCGCGCGGCAACUUCUCAAUCUGUUUAUGCGAUGACGUAAUCUUAGAUCGUGUUUUAUGCUAUGACGUAAUGCAGAUGGACGAGUAUUACAGGAACAAUGCGGAGUUUUUGGACCGGAUGAGACACAUAACCUGUUUUGAUCAUGUUCAGCGGGUCAAGGGAUUUGUUGCCGAGUUCUUAUCAACGCCACAGAACCCAGAAGACGCUUCUUCCACCGUGAGAGACUUUGUAGAGGAAAUGGCGGGUAUGUUGAGUGACCAUCAGUUGUGGAGGGAAGAUGGGGAGGAUGGAUAUGCUCAAGUCUCAGAGUCUCUCGAAAAGUUUCUGCUGCAGCGUCUGUACAAUAAGGUUUUCACUCCUCUUGACUCAACAGAUGCUGAAGAUGACAACCAGCUAUAUCUGAGCACUCGUCGGCUCCAGUUCAUUACCCCAGACCAUCUCGACAUUCCAAGUCGUCCCCUCAACAAAGUCGCCUUCCAUCUUGCCGCCGAAGAACUUGCUAAACUGGAUUCCAGCAAGUUUUCGUCGCCGUGGGAGAAACUUGUGUGCAUUCUUAACUCCAUAUCGAUUCUCUCGAAUCUAUUGAAGCACUAUGGAGCCGAUGAGGGAACAGGUGCAGACGAACUCUUGCCUUACAUCAUCUACACUCUCAUUCUGUUGUCUCCGAAACACAUGUAUUCGAAUCUGAGGUAUGUCCAGCGAUUUAGGAGUGAGUCAAAGUUGAGGAGUGAAGCAGCUUAUUACUAUACCCAGAUGGAAAGUGCUGUUCUGUUUAUAUCGAAUGCCGACCACAAAUCUUUCACAAUAUCACCUGAUGAUUUUGCAAGAGGAAUGAGGGAGGGACGAAGAAGUUUG
Messenger RNA from Geodia barretti, 1091 nucleotides. NCBI's taxonomy places the organism in Eukaryota, Metazoa, Porifera, Demospongiae, Tetractinellida, Geodiidae. The record is from the annotation of a GenBank genome assembly.